This is a messenger RNA of Trypanosoma conorhini, 1317 nucleotides long. RefSeq names its product putative ATPase protein. Gene Ontology annotation, biological process: reciprocal meiotic recombination; meiotic recombination checkpoint signaling. Gene Ontology annotation, molecular function: ATP binding; ATP hydrolysis activity. Bases 1 to 1317 code for a protein of 438 amino acids. The transcript has a single exon. Gene Ontology annotation, cellular component: nucleus; chromosome. NCBI's taxonomy places the organism in Eukaryota, Euglenozoa, Kinetoplastea, Trypanosomatida, Trypanosomatidae. The record is from RefSeq and is a predicted model, not a curated record.
AUGGAAGAAGUUUCAGUCGUGCCGGUGGAGGUGCGAUGCCGUGCACUGCGUGUGAACGGGGCAGAGCUGUCGAAAGUCAUUAUCAGUUUUAUACGUCACCGUCACGCCUUUCUUCGCCCGGGAGAAGUCCUCUCGCUCGACACCGCCUCGGACCUCAUAACCUCCACGGUGGAGUUGCUUCGGGUGUGCGAUGUGUACUGUCCGCAGCGCGGCAUCCCCGCCGAAGGGGCGGACUACGCCAUGGUGAUGUACACACUGUGCACCGAUGAAAGUUGUGGGGAGUUAUUGAACUCAGCGGAGCUCGACGGGGACGCCGGCGCGACGCUGGCUCCCUGCAGCGUGCUGUCGUUGCCAAACGCCUCGUUGGAGGGACUGUGGGAAUCCCUCUACUACGGCGAAACACGGAACGAGUCUGUCCGUCUCAAACGUGAUCUGCUGCAGUAUAUGCGUACGGCGAUGGUAUUCUCUAGGGCCGGUGUGAACCCGCAUCUUGUAGCAUGGAACCGACUGCUCCUGCUUCACGGCCCGCCCGGCACAGGUAAGACGUCGCUCUGCAAAGCCCUGGCGCACAAGUUGUCUAUUCGUCUCAAUGACAUGUUUCCUUCCGCCCAAUUGCUGGAGAUCAAUGCACACAGCCUCUUUAGUCGUUGGUUUAGUGAAAGCGGAAAGCAAGUCAUGCUGCUUUUCAACCACAUUCAUGACAUGGCGGAGAAACCAGACUGUCUCCUUUGCGUGCUGGUGGACGAGGUGGAGAGUUUGGCGGCAGUGCGGCAAUCCGCUAUGAAGGGAAAUGAGCCAUCAGAUGCAAUCCGUGUCGUCAACGCCCUUCUCACGCAGUUAGACAGACUGCAGCGCCGACCUAACGUGGUGGUGUUUGCUACCAGCAACAUCACAGGCGCCGUUGACGUGGCAUUUAUUGACCGUGCGGAUAAAAAAAUCUUUAUUGGCGCGCCGGGCUUUCAGACUCGAUUGGAGCUUCUGAAGACGGGCACGCAAGAGGUGAUUCGACGAGGUUUGGUUGUGCUGGCACCUUCCUCUGCUGCGGAAGUCGCCAAUGGGGAGAAGUGGCCGUUAGCCGAGACCCGUGGAAGGGAGUUGGACCAAAGCGAACUACUGCAGCUGGAGGCCAUCGCGAUGCAGUGUGAGGCGUUCAGUGGCAGAACCCUGAAGAAGCUUCCCUUCUUGGCGUACAGCCAACACGUGAUGGGCGGCUGCGGUGCCGAAUCGAAUCCCAUUUCAUUCGCGGCAUUUAUGGAAGGCCUGCAGAUGGCUGUUCACGCAGAGGUGUCAGCGCGGGAGGCAAUGAUGUCUUCUUAG